Molecule: messenger RNA, 937 nt
Organism: Brassica napus (rape)
Lineage: Eukaryota; Viridiplantae; Streptophyta; Magnoliopsida; Brassicales; Brassicaceae
Product: 40S ribosomal protein S27-2
Exons: 4
Coding region: 499-753 (84 amino acids)
Biological process (GO): ribosomal small subunit assembly; translation
Cellular component (GO): ribosome; cytosolic small ribosomal subunit
Molecular function (GO): RNA binding; structural constituent of ribosome
Source: RefSeq, a predicted model, not a curated record
AGACACAGGAAACUGUUAUGAGAAAAGCAUUUCAUGACACUGGUUAGAGUUGGCGAGGAAAACAAUACAUAAUCGCUAGGUUACGCAUUGCUAGAUUUAAUUAGAAAACAUUAUAAUAUCUACUUCCUUGGUCGAUCUUUGGCGCUCUCUGCUCAAGCGGUAGCCAAAGAGUCUUGCCAUCUGUGAGGAAAACAAAUAUACAUAUUGCAAAUGAUGGGCCAUGUAGAUCAAGUAUAAUUGGCCGUAACUAAUAUAUUUCGAGCCCAUUAUUAAUAUUAUUCAACAAAAUAAAUUGUUUGGAGUGAUAUUCGAACCCACGCCUUAACGGAAAUUCUGGUGGCGCUUAGGUCGGUUCCUCGUUAAAGUGUUAAGAGUGUUGUUUGUUUAUAAAGGUGUUUUUUGUUUGCCCAAAUUAAGGUUUACGACUUUCAAAAGGCAUUUUGUCGGCUGAUUCUACUUUCUCUGAGGCUUGUCAUCGAUCCCUAGAAGCUAACGAAGAUGGUUCUUCAAAACGAUAUUGAUCUGCUAAACCCACCAGCUGAGCUUGAGAAGAGGAAGCACAAGCUCAAGCGUCUUGUUCAGUCCCCUAAUUCAUUUUUCAUGGAUGUGAAGUGCCAAGGCUGCUUUAACAUUACGACGGUGUUCAGCCACUCGCAGACGGUUGUGGUAUGUGGAAACUGCCAGACUGUGUUGUGCCAACCCACAGGAGGAAAGGCUAGGCUCACUGAAGGUUGCUCUUUCAGGAAAAAGUGAACAAGAUUGCUCUCCACUCCCUCUUAGCCAGCCACAUCUUUUUGUUUUAGUUUCUUCUUCCUUUGUAGUUCUCCUUUAUUGAUUUUUGGAUGAUUUUUUUUGAGCUAGUAAAACCUUAUGUGUUCAUGACUUGAGUUUAAAAGCAUUUGAUCUUGGAGUUGAAUAAAGUUUGCUCAUUCCUCAA